Messenger RNA from Tricharina praecox, 765 nucleotides. RefSeq lists its product as uncharacterized. The coding region runs from base 1 to 492 and encodes 163 amino acids. The record is from RefSeq and is a predicted model, not a curated record. The transcript has a single exon. Gene Ontology annotation, biological process: iron-sulfur cluster assembly. NCBI's taxonomy places the organism in Eukaryota, Fungi, Ascomycota, Pezizomycetes, Pezizales, Pyronemataceae. Gene Ontology annotation, molecular function: iron ion binding; iron-sulfur cluster binding. Gene Ontology annotation, cellular component: mitochondrion.
AUGGAGUAUCUGGACGGGCGCGACACGCACAGCUCCGCGCUGGCGCGAAAGCUCUUCGCCGUGGACGGAAUCCGCAGCGUUUUCUACGGCCCGGACUUCAUCACGGUUACGAAGAACGAGGAUGUCAAUUGGGCGCAUGUUAAGCCCGAGGUGUUCUCGCUCAUCACCGAGGCGCUGAACAGUGGGCAGCCGGUUGUUACGGAGGGGGAGACGUCGAUGGCCGCCGAUACCGCGCCGGCGGAGGGGGAUACCGAGGUGGUGGCGAUGAUCAAGGAAUUGCUUGACACGCGAAUUCGUCCGGCCAUCCAGGAGGAUGGUGGAGAUAUUGAGUUCCGCGGCUUCGAUGUCGACAAGGGCGAGGUGCUCUUGAAGCUCAGGGGCGCGUGUAGGACCUGUGAUUCGAGCACUGUCACGUUGAAGAACGGGAUCGAGAGCAUGUUGAUGCACUACGUGAGUUCGCCUCGAGGUUUGUUCAGACGGUCCGGACGCUGACGAAUGCAGAUCGAGGAAGUCAAGAUGGUGACCCAGGUUAUGGACCAGGAGGAGGAGAUCGCAGUGAAAGAAUUCGAGAAAUUCGAAGAGAAGCUGAGGAAAGUCAAAGGGUCGGCGGUGUAGAUGGGUUGUGCGAGCGCUUACGUUUUUCAAAGGAUGCACCAAAUGUUCGGCCUAAAGGGAUAGCGGUGGCUGCUGGGGGAUGAAGUCGGACAGACCACCCGUCAUCUAUCCAUCUAUGUAGAUGUAGUUUGCAAUGCUACUGUGAUAUCA